Emys orbicularis (European pond turtle) is the source of this 906-nucleotide messenger RNA. RefSeq names its product cryptic protein-like. The record is from RefSeq and is a predicted model, not a curated record. Gene Ontology annotation, biological process: nodal signaling pathway; determination of left/right symmetry; heart development. Gene Ontology annotation, cellular component: cell surface; extracellular region. The transcript is spliced from 7 exons. Bases 1 to 906 code for a protein of 301 amino acids. Gene Ontology annotation, molecular function: activin receptor binding; nodal binding. Lineage: Eukaryota; Metazoa; Chordata; Testudines; Emydidae.
AUGACGCCGAAUGUGGACAGAAGCACAGGGAUUGCUGGGAUGCAAAGCAAUGCAUCACGGGGCUUUGGGAUAGGACCCAGGAUGCCCUGCGACCCCCUCCAUCUUCCCACAACGCUUAGCGGCAGAAGAAGAAGAGAUGCUCUGUGGGAUAGCUGCCCAGAGUGCACCACUCCAAAUACCACUGCAAGUGCAGCAGUUUCCCUUCAGCGCUCUCUGAUCGGUCCUGUAAUUGCCGAUGCUCAUCAACUGAUAUUUAAACCGCUGGUAAACAUCGGCUCUCCCAGAGAAAGUGAAUGGGGUUUACCAGCUUUUCGAAAAGAUCAGCAUUCCCUUAUAUGUAUCAUUUUGUGUUUUAGGUGUCUUUUAAGCUUGGCACUAUCUUUACAAGUAAUCCAAUUUGGAAAUGGCUGUGAGGGGGAGAACUGUGAUGAUAACCCAGACCAGAAAAAUCCAAACACUUCCUUAACCACCUUUAAUGAUAUAAAUAAUCUCAAUUCUGAGAGGAGAAGGAGGAACCCCUCUGAAGUCUUACCUUUCAUUGGGCUUACAGAUGCCAGAAAACUGAACAGAAGCUGCUGUCAGAAUGGAGGGACCUGUUUCCUGGGGAGUUUUUGCAUAUGUCCAAAACACUUUACUGGCAGACACUGUGAACAUGAUAAACGGAUCAGUAGCUGCGGUGCCAUUGGCCAUGGAGAGUGGACCCAGGAAGGAUGUUUGUUCUGCCAAUGUGUUUAUGGGAUUCUGCACUGUUUCCCUCAAAACCAGGAAGAUGGUUGUGGUCCUACAAAGAAAAACAUGCCUGCUUGGAUUCAUCUUGGAAUGAGUUCUGAAGGACCAAAACUUCAACAGACAACAAACAUCCCUAUAGUUUCAUUACUGUUUCCUCUGCUUUGUCAGCUCCUCUAA